CUCCAGUAAUUGGCUGGUUAGCGCACGCCCGCUGACGUAUAAAGGUUGUUUCAUAACCGAAACAUUAUGAACUGCUCAAUGAAAGAAAUAAACGUACAUGGGAAUGAAAGAUGGCUCUGACUUUGGAAGACCGGAUUCUCGGAGCAAUUAUUGGAGCGGCAGUUGCAGAUGCAGCAGCCCAACCCCUCCACUGGAUUUAUGACCUGAAAAUGCUUCAUACCAUCUUAUCAAAUGAACCUUGCCCAGAAUUCAGACCACAAUCGGCCAAUCCCUUUUAUAGAAGAGAAACUGGUCAGCAGAGUUGCUAUGGAGACCAAGCAUUUGUGUUGCUGGAGUCUUUAACAGAAUGUGGAGGGCUUAAUGUGGAUGACCUUAAACAACGCACAUACAAGUUCUUUGGACCAGGCUCAGAGUAUGAUACUCCUGUUAAUGAUCCUUACCGUCCCAAAGGAGGUCCUAGACCCCAGCUUCCUAUUGAAGGACCUUGGAGACAUGCUAGCCUCAAGAGUUUCUUAAAGAACUUUGAAGCAGGAAAAACAGAUACAGGUUGCGAAGUGGACAAUCAAAUAGAUGGGAUCGCUAAACUGGCCCCAAUUGUUGCUUUAUAUGCUGGAAAACCAGAGUUGCUGGAGAAGGUUAAGGUGGCAAUUUGUGUCACCCAGAACAGUGACACUUGUGUGGCAGUGACACUAGCAGCAGCCAGAUUCCUGGAGUAUUACAUCCUGCAUGGCCCAGAUCAGAGAGCCCUGGAUGUUGUACUGGACCAGCUAAAGAACCAGAACAGUAUGAACCCACAGAAUCUGGAUGGACCCGUGUAUGGGACCAUUCAGAAAGUAAAGGAGAACUUAUCUAAAACUCCGAAAGCAUUGAUGCCUGCAGUGUUCACAAACACAUGAGGAUUGCCUGGUGCAUUCCAAGCGGCUCUGCAUGGCGUCCUGACUGAAACAGUGUUUGAACAGGCUAUCCGUAACACCAUGAGCUGUGGGGGUUGCACCAGUAGCAGGAGCUCUUUUAUUGGGGCCUGCUUGGGAGCUCAGGUUGGGUUAUCUGGAAUUCCGGAUUCAUGGAAGAUCAGAACACUCAGAUACCCGAUCUUGCUUGAAUUGGCAAAGAAAGUCGCACAACUCCAUGAAGCUUAAUUUCCUUUUUUGUGCAUUCACCACUCAUUGGUGUUCCUUUUUAUGAAUGUUUAAUGCAACUUGCAGGCUUUGAGGGAACAGUUAAUGAAAGUUCCUACUGAAAGUAUAUCAGGUGGGAACUUGAUGCAUGUGUUCUGGUCCGGUAAAGUUGCACUGUGUUCCAAGUAUUCUGUUUUUUCCUACUUUUCACCUCUUUUUUUUUUCAUGCUAACGACGGUAUGGAAACAUUUUGUUCUACACCAACACAAAAGAGUCCCUAAGUGAAUAUUGCUGUUCUUGUGUUUUUAGUGCCAAAAGUGCUACUCAGUAAAAAAAAAUACCUGGAAAUUUGGAAGUUAAGCAUUUACCUCUGCAAAACUAUAAAUUUACUCUCAAAGCAGGAGCGAUGAAGAUGCUGUAUGAAUCCUAAAUAACUUCUGGCUAAGCAUAGGAAACUUUGACAUGCUUUAAAAUUGAUACGCGUUUAGUAUGUAAAGAAUAUAAUUAUAUAGAAAUGCUCUUAUUCUAUAUUUUAUUCUAUGCCCUACUGGGUUCAUAAUGAACAGUACAAUAUGCACUGUAAAUUAUGUAGCCACAGGCUCAAUUAAACACCAGUGCUUCCUAUUCUUUCUGAAUCACGAACAGGCAUAAAUUUAAUGAAUGGUAUUUUAAAACUGCUGCUGGAUGUAAACAAUAAUAAACUGAAAACUACAAAAAGAAGAAUAAAGCCAGAAAAACAAAUUCAGUGUGGAGCUUGGCUGAAUAAGAUGUUUUGCACCACAGGAGUAUACUUCUGGAACUGAGACAACUUGUGUAGGUACAGCAUUGCAGACCGUUUAAAACAGGAUGUCUGGGAUGAAACUCCUUUCAGGAUUGCAUUUCUCCAUUUACAAUGCUAAAAUGAAAUGUUCAUAUUGCUCAAACAUGGGGGAAAAAAGGCUUUAGAGUACACUAUUAAUUUUGAAAUAAAGUUUGCAUAACUUCCAUAGGAAUGAGCAGUAAUACUGAAAUGUAGAA
This is a messenger RNA of Lepisosteus oculatus (spotted gar), 2135 nucleotides long. RefSeq names its product selenoprotein J (gene selenoj). The record is from RefSeq and is a predicted model, not a curated record. NCBI's taxonomy places the organism in Eukaryota, Metazoa, Chordata, Actinopteri, Semionotiformes, Lepisosteidae.